AUGAAAUAUAUAUUAAGGGCUAAUGUUUUGGGUCCAUCUUUAGGUAGGUGUGCAUAUUAUGAGAAAUCUUUUUUUCUUUUAGUUUCUUUAUAUUUAAUUUUCAGCUCCUAAUUAAACUAUUUUUUCUUUGGUGUGGAUCCUUUGAAAGUUUAUAAAAAGGGCCCUCGUUCAUUUCCUUUUUGCUUUUUUCUUCUUCUCUUUCUGAUUUAAUUUCCUAGCUUUUUUUCUCUUGUAUUCGUUGUGACUAUAGAAUGUGGAAAUAUCAAGCCUUACUUCUUUCAUUGACAAGUACGAUGGUUCUUGGAGCCGUCGAUCUCUCUUCUUUUCCAACAAAGACAGAUCCAACUAAUGUGAAUAUCCCUAAAAUCCCACAAACAACAUCUUAUGAUGUGGCAACCGAGUGUACUUACUAUCAAUCAAACUUUACUUAUCAAAAAGACCAAUGGCCCACCAUCUGGGAUAUUGCUACUAGCAACGGCAUGAAUACCUCGGCUGAAUUUACUCAACUUUAUAACUCCAUUGACUGGUCAAAAGCUCCUAACAUCCCAGUUAGAACAUUAAGUCCUCAAGGUGGCUUGAAUUUGGCUGGUUAUGAUACCGCAAACGAUCCGGCCUGUUGGUGGUCUGCUACACAAUGUACUAAGCCCAAGCAGGAAGGUAUUAAUGCUGAUAUCGUCAACUGCCCAGAACCAGAAACUUGGGGUCUUACAUUUGAUGAUGGACCCAACUGUUCACACAACGCCUUUUAUGACUAUCUUGCUCAGAAUAGCCAAAGGGCCUCCAUGUUCUACAUUGGCUCCAAUGUGUUGAACUGGCCAUACGGCGCUCUUCGUGGCUUAAAGGAUAACCACCACCUUUGUGGUCAUACAUGGUCUCAUAAGAUGAUGACUACAUUAACAAACCAAGAAGUACUCGCUGAGCUCUAUUAUACUGCCAAAGCCAUCAAGUAUGUUACAGGUGUUACCCCUCUCUAUUGGCGUCCUGCUUUGGGAGAUCUGGAUGACCGUGUCCGCUGGAUUGCUACACAAUUGAAUAUGACAGCUGUUCUUUGGAACCUUGAUACAUUUGACUGGGCUGCUGGUACAACACCUGGUGUAACUGCCGACACCGUCAAUCAAAAAUAUCUCAACUAUAUUCAGAUGGGUACCAAUGGCACAUUUGCAACUCACGGAAACAUUGUUCUCUCUCAUGAAAUCAACAAUAUGACCAUGGACUUCUUUGUUAAGCAUUAUCCUGAUAUCAAGAAAGCUUAUAAGCAUAUCACUGAUGUUGCUACUUGUAUGAACAUUUCCAACCCUUAUCUUGAAAAAGUCAUUACUUUCCCCAGUUUCGAUGCAAGCGUAACAAAGAAUGCCACACCUGCAACUGGCUCAGGUGUUGUUCCUGGCGCCUCAGGUACUCCUAGUAGUGCGACAAUUCAAGCUGUUAUUCCUGAAUUUAAGGCAUCUUUCCUUAUUGCUUCUCUCUUUGCAGCCCUUUUGGUUGCCUUUUAAAUAUAAAGGACACACAUAAAGAAGUUAUGAUAAUAAUAAAGAGUUCUUUUUUCUAUUUCGUUGUUUCUCCAUUUCUUUUCCGAAGCCCGUGUUUGU
This is a messenger RNA of Rhizopus microsporus ATCC 52813, 1589 nucleotides long. RefSeq names its product chitin deacetylase 1. The record is from RefSeq and is a predicted model, not a curated record. The coding region runs from base 252 to 1493 and encodes 413 amino acids. Lineage: Eukaryota; Fungi; Mucoromycota; Mucoromycetes; Mucorales; Rhizopodaceae. Gene Ontology annotation, cellular component: membrane. The transcript has 3 exons. Gene Ontology annotation, biological process: carbohydrate metabolic process. Gene Ontology annotation, molecular function: chitin deacetylase activity.